This is a messenger RNA of Striga hermonthica, 744 nucleotides long. The record is from the annotation of a GenBank genome assembly. NCBI's taxonomy places the organism in Eukaryota, Viridiplantae, Streptophyta, Magnoliopsida, Lamiales, Orobanchaceae.
AUGCAAGAAGAAUGGAGUUGGACCCAGGUGAACAACGCUCUGCCGCCCCCAAAAGAUCAAACUCCAUUUGACUUGUGCGAAAUGUUCUCGCACCUGACACUUAUGGAGAUCAAACUGAGGCAAAGCCGGACCGGAGAUUACAAAGGGAGUGUGGGGUCACUGUCCACCUCCCACGUGAUGGAUUGGUGUCCCGAGGGUGCGAAUGGUUUCGCCGGUGUAGACAUCAGGGAUCUCAACGCUCGCAUUGCGAGGUUCCUUGAGGUACAUGGGGUCGCGUUUGAACACGCAUAUGGGCCUCAGCUACCAUGGAAUCCUGAGCGGUUCAGAGCCUUUGAGAGGAGAAGGCGAAACACUGUAGUGAAGAUUUCACCGGGCACUGGCGCAGAUGAAUUUGACAUAGCCGUCGGCAACACCGACCAUGACUCCCUGAGACGCGCGAUCCGACGCUCUCCACUCCUCGCGUCUAUACGGCUCAGAGUUGGCUUUGAGGAUCUCGGGGAGGAUGAGAUGCUGCCUGCCGAUGCUCCGUACGACGAAGACGAUGGUGUUGUCUCCUUACACACAUGUGUGCUUACGGGGUUCGGCUCGAUGAACAACGUGCCAUACUAUGAGAUGCUAAAUAGUUGGGGACCAAAUUGGGGUCGCCGACCCCAAGGAAUUGGGCGCAUAUCGGUAGAUGAUAUCCUCAGCGCGUGGGACUAUGAAGUAGUCGAGCUCAUCGGUUGGUGUUCCAGACUUUGUUAA